CUCUCUCCCUUUCAUUCUCUCUCUACUGCUCUCUCAGCUCCAGCUUGGUCGGGACCCCCUCCCCACCCACUUUAUAAAGAGAGCGAAAGUAGCGUUCUUGGUUUUCCUCUCUCCGUCGCUCUCUCUUUCUUAUUCUACUGUAAGUUCCUUUCUUUCAAUUUCAAAUAUUUCACCUGAAUCUAAUGCUCUGCCACUCUAAAUCUCAAUCGAUAGUGAUAGGGCCUACUGUUGAGCUCAACGGUCUGUGACUUCAAGCAUCAACACUCUCUCUCUCUCCAUGGGUCUGAUCUCGAACGACGCGCUGUGUUUAUUUAUGGAUAGUGGAGUCUCGGAUCUUUUCCUUUUGGGGUGCAAGUUCGAGUGAAUUUACGCAAAUGCCUCUCCCGUGAACUCCUUUAGGUUUCAUUUUGAGCUACUGUUCAAAGAUCGCCUACUGUGAGGAAUGACCUUAAUUAGUAAAUAGAGAGGCGGAGCAAUGGCUUUAGGUUGUUUAGUUAGGCUUCUUGUUGCACUCCAUAGCUUUAGAGUUUUUGUUCCCUAAAAUUUAUUUAUGCUGGGUAUGUUGGUAUGCCCAUGAAUGAGGGCUAGGGUUGCAUAAAUAUCUCUAUAGUCAGAAAUAAUCCCCGUCAAAAAGAAAUAAACAAGAAAAGAAAGAGAUAAAGGAAAGGUGGAUAUGAAGCUUUCAACAUCGGGGUUGAGUCAGCUGGAUCAUGAAGGAGGAACAGGGGAGAAGAAAAGCUUAAAUUCGGAGCUGUGGCAUGCUUGUGCUGGACCGCUGGUGUCCCUACCGACGCCGGGGACCCGUGUCGUCUACUUCCCUCAGGGCCAUAGCGAGCAGGUUGCUGCCACUACUAACAAAGAAGUUGAUGGACACAUUCCCAAUUACCCGAGCUUGCCAGCCCAGUUGAUUUGUCAACUCCAUAAUGUCACAAUGCAUGCUGAUGUGGAAACGGAUGAAGUAUAUGCGCAAAUGACAUUACAGCCUUUGACGCCGGAAGAACAAAAGGAUACGUUCCUCCCUAUGGAAUUGGGGAUUCCAAGCAAGCAGCCUGCCAAUUACUUUUGCAAGACAUUGACAGCGAGUGACACAAGUACCCAUGGAGGGUUCUCCGUUCCUCGUCGUGCUGCUGAGAAAGUUUUCCCUCCACUGGUAGUGUCCGUUACUUCACUUCUUUUUGUUUUGAUUCUAAGUGGGAUGUUGUUGCAUUUUCUUUUUAUUUUGGUCCUGCAGGAUUUCUCACAACAGCCACCAGCUCAGGAACUUAUCGCAAGGGAUCUCCAUGAUGUCGAGUGGAAGUUUAGGCAUAUUUUUCGAGGACAGCCAAAACGUCAUCUUCUUACUACAGGCUGGAGUGUGUUUGUAAGUGCCAAAAGACUUGUUGCAGGGGAUUCUGUUCUCUUCAUCUGGAAUGAAAAAAAUCAGCUACUUUUGGGAAUUCGCCGUGCCACUCGACCACAAACUGUGAUGCCAUCAUCUGUUUUAUCGAGUGAUAGCAUGCACAUUGGACUCCUAGCUGCUGCUGCUCAUGCUGCUGCAACCAAUAGCUGUUUUACUAUUUUCUAUAACCCAAGGGCCAGUCCGUCUGAGUUUGUUGUACCCCUUUCAAAGUAUGUUAAAACUGUAUAUCACACACGUGUAUCAGUUGGGAUGCGUUUCCGGAUGCUUUUUGAGACUGAAGAGUCGAGUGUCAGAAGGUACAUGGGUACAAUAACUGGAAUAAGUGAUCUGGAUCCUGUCCGUUGGCCAAAUUCUCAUUGGAGAUCUGUCAAGGUUGGUUGGGAUGAGUCAACAGCUGGUGAGAGGCAGCCGAGGGUGUCUUUGUGGGAAAUUGAACCUUUAACAACUUUCCCCAUGUAUCCAUCAUUGUUUCCCCUGAGACUUAAACGCCCCUGGCAUCCUGGGGUCUCAUCUUUGCAUGAUAGCAGGGAUGAAGGAACUAACAAUGGGUUGAUGUGGUUAAGGGGUGGAACUGGAGAACAUGGAGUCAACUCCCUAAAUUUUCAGGGUGUUGGUUUGUUUCCCUGGAUGCAGCAGAGACUGGACCCAACUUUGUUUGGAAAUGAUCAUAAUCAGCAGUACCAAGCUAUGUUGGCUGCUGGAAUGCAGAACCUAGGAAGUGGAGAUCUCCUGAGGCAACAAAUUAUGCAAUUUCAGCAGCCCUUGUAUUUUCAACAGCGAGAGAGCCAUACUUCACUCUUGCAGCAGCAGCAGCAACAACAACAACAACAACCGGAGGCAUUUACCCAAACCUUGCCUCGUAACAUCCUGCAGGCACAAACCCAAGUCUUAACAGAGAACAUACCCCAGCACCUUAUACAGCAACCUCUUAACAACCAACAAGAAGAACAGGCACGACAGCAGCAACAUGCCUUUCAGAAUACGGUUCACAUCCGAAGUGAUCAGCUGCAUCAAAGACUGCAGUCAAAUGUGCCUUCUUCAUCUUUUGCAAAAGCAGACUUCAUGGAUCCAAGCACAAAGUUCUCAGCAUCUAUUCCCCCUAGACAGAAUAUGGUCGGUUCAUUCUGUCCUGAAGGGAGUAGCAAUUUUUUGAACUUCUCCAGAGUUGGUCAGUCUAUGCUAGCUGAACAGUUACCCCAACAAUCCUGGGUCUCUAAGUACACACAUUCACAGACUAAUGCUUAUGCCAAUUCAAUGUCACAAACACCAUAUCCUGGGAAAGAUGCUAAUGAAGAGCCAGAGAAUUGCAAUUCUGAUUCCCAGAAUCCUACUCUUUUUGGUGUUAAUAUCGAUUCAUCAGGGCUUCUACUCCCUACCACCUUGCCCACUUUUGCUACUUCAGUUGAUGCUGAUGUGACAUCUAUGCCAUUAGGGGAUUCCGGAUUUCAGAGUUCCCUGUAUGGUUCGGUGCAAGACUCUUCUGAGUUGUUGCGGAGUGCAGGGCAAGUUGACCCACCAACCCCAUCUCGGACAUUUGUCAAGGUUUAUAAAUCAGGGUCCGUUGGGCGCUCACUGGACAUCUCCCGGUUCAGCAGCUAUAAUGAGCUGCGAGAGGAGCUGGCUCAGAUGUUUGGAAUUGAGGGGAGGAUGUCGGAAGGCCCUCUUAGAUCAGGCUGGCAGCUUGUAUUUGUUGACAGGGAGAAUGAUGUGCUUCUCCUUGGAGACGACCCAUGGGAUGCGUUUGUCAAUAAUGUUUGGUACAUCAAGAUACUUUCACCUGAUGAUGUCCAUAAAAUGGGAGAGCAAGCAGUUGAAUCCUUCAGCCCACAUGUGGCUCAGAGGCUGAACAACGGUGGUGAAGUUCAAGACCUUGUCCCAGGGUUACCGUCUCCUGGCAUGCUUGAGUACUGAGGUGAACAAAAGCAUUUGGACAGCUCCCUCACAUCGUUCCAAGUUUAAUCCAAAUAUUGGAUCUAUUAGUUUGGUGCCUGACACUCGUUAUUCUAUCUAAAUUUGUCCCAAAAUUAUACUGUACGACUCUUUCUAUAAGACUAGUUUAAUGGGCCCGACUUCUGUGGAGGAAAAAAAAAAAAAAACAAAAUGCUAGCUCGCUACCUUCAAGAAAACUCCGAGGACUGAAUUUCUAUCAAAAUCUGAACUCAUGCCCUGAAACAAUAUCGAUGGUACCGUUAUUAUGAAAGUAGUAGUGGAUUCUCACGGUUUAGUGCAA
Carya illinoinensis is the source of this 3629-nucleotide messenger RNA. RefSeq names its product auxin response factor 8-like. NCBI's taxonomy places the organism in Eukaryota, Viridiplantae, Streptophyta, Magnoliopsida, Fagales, Juglandaceae. The record is from RefSeq and is a predicted model, not a curated record. The coding region runs from base 674 to 3310 and encodes 878 amino acids. Gene Ontology annotation, molecular function: DNA binding; protein binding. Gene Ontology annotation, cellular component: nucleus. The transcript has 13 exons. Gene Ontology annotation, biological process: response to hormone; regulation of DNA-templated transcription.